AUGGCUUCGAUAUCUUCUAAAGGACAGAAGAAACUCAUUUCCGCAAAAUAUAGUCUUGCUCUAUUUUAUAAUAUCGAGUCGUCAUACUACAAGAAUCUAAAAAAGUUAUUAGAGGAUCUAUUUGCUUCUAGUGAUGGAGAAUCUCAUCCUAUUCAUUGUUACUCUGCUGAUGACCUCAUCAGGGCAACAAACAACUUCAGUCCUUCUCGCAUUGUAAAACAGAUGAGCAACCAUGAGAAUGUUUUGAAACUCUUGGGUUGCUGCUUAGAGUUCCUAUACCAGUGUUGGUGCAGGAAUACGCAGCAAAAAGAGUUCUCAACUCUGAUGGAAGACUUCUCGCUCUCUAUAACCAUUCCUCCUUCUGUUUCAGAUGUUGAAGAUGCUGUGGGAGGGACACCUGGGUACCUUGACCCUUCCUGCAUGCGAUCUGGUCGCAUUUCAGAAAAAACUGAUGUUUACAACUUUGGUGUUCUUUUACUUGUAUUCCUGACGGGACGAAAAGCUCUGGAAUUUAAUCAGGCGGGAGAAUAUGAAACUAUGAUUUCAUAUGUUCUUGAAUUGUUGAGAAAAAUUUAG
Messenger RNA from Malus domestica (apple), 576 nucleotides. NCBI's taxonomy places the organism in Eukaryota, Viridiplantae, Streptophyta, Magnoliopsida, Rosales, Rosaceae. The record is from RefSeq and is a predicted model, not a curated record.